GGGGGACUUGACCCUGCUCUUCAUGGCUCGGGAGCGGAGAGAUUUCUCUCCCUCGGGACCCAGCAGGAGACGCAAUUGAGGAGUCUGGACUGGCCGGGCUUAAAGAGUUUCAAUGUUCUGACUUGGUCUAAGAUGAAGGUAUGGAAGUUUGCAGCCAUUGCCUCGAUGCUCCUCAGUUCCAUGUUGUCCAUUUUAGUUUGUAGAGACAUGCUCAACAGAAGCCGGAAAUACAGCCCCUUCCCUUCCUCGCCGUCAAGGUCAGCCUCCUCUUCUGCCUUGCCUGUAGGUCAGCGGAGAUCCCCGCGAGCCCUGGAGCGCCGUGACCCGCUGAUCUCUCAAUACAGUACCUUGUUUGAAAGCUACACGGAGGGUGAAAUCCGGCAGCUGAUCUCCACGCUGGUCGAGAGGUACAGCCAGUCCAUGAACUCCGGGGGGCAUGAGCUGCCGCUCUUCCCCAAGCCUGGGAACCGCAUGAAGCGAGCCCGGGCCCGCCACAAACCCUGCGCCCUGAAGGAGCUGGAGGUGAGCGUCAGCGAGCUGGGCCUGGGCUACGAGUCAGACGAGAUCGUCCUGUUCCGUUACUGCACUGGUACGUGCGAGACAGCCAUCAGGAACUAUGACCUCUCCCUGAAGAACAUGAGGCUCAAGAAGAAGAUCAAAAAGGAGAAGGUGAGAGCCCGGCCUUGCUGCAGGCCUCUCGCGUACGACGACGAUGUCUCCUUCCUGGACACUUACAACCGCUACUACACCGUCAACGAGCUGUCGGCCAAGGAAUGUGGCUGCGUGUGAAGUGGGGAAAGGGAACCUGGGAAGGUUGAUGUCUGGAAGGCAGCGCCCAAAAGCCAAGAGGGCGAGGGCCUAAAGGGACAUUGCUGCGUUCCGAGAGUGAAGGGAACUAAGAGGGGACCCAGGCUCCGAGAGAGUCAAGAAGGCAACUGUUUCCAAGUCUACCUCAGUUCUGUGGUUGGACUCUAGGGGCAACAGGGAAACUCUUGAUGCCGGGUUGUGUUUUGAGAGAGAUCGAGGGGCCUUUCAACACUUCGACAGGUGCCUCCGCGCUCCCCCCGCCAGCCCGGUGCCCCUGAGCGUUGGGAUGCUCUAAGAAGGAGGAGCUGGGGAAUGGAGAGGUAGGAGGAAACACCUGCUGAUUUCCUCAGGGAUGCCGGCAUCAGUCACAGCACCAGCCUGGCAUCCACAUGGGCUUUUAUUUUAUUGCUCUCACGAAGGGGUUUAGCAGGAAAGUUUUGCUGACCAAGUAUUUCGAGUCCAAAAGGUGCCAGUCGCCCUUGUCUUUGGAUGCAAUUGGGCGGCCAGCUCCGGAACUGCGAUCCAGUCGGAAAGGCGGAGUCAGAUUGGCAUUCCUAGUCCUACGAAAACUGAGGCCUCUUCUCAGAGGCUCCCCUCCGAGACGGAUUGCGGCCUAAAGAGAAUUGCUCCAGGGCAUGGAGUUCACGUGGAUGGAACCUUUUUGGGUGCAGAUAAAUGACUGAGCGGUCAAGAAAUAUUCUUUUAUAUCCUAAGAUCAUAUCUUACCCUUAUUUUAUUGUAGACAUGCAGUAUAUUCAUGCUCUGUAAAUAUACAGGAAUAUAUAUAUAGAGAGAGAGAGAUAAAUAUUGGUGGCAAUCGCAGAAUACUAUCAUUCCUUCACAGCCAUUCUGCCAACGUUCUAGUGAGGUCAAUGGACAACUAUUGGAUGCUUCCCUGGGCCAGGAUAGUGAUCUUAACAAACUGUCCAGUUGGUGGUUUUAACCAGAGAGAGGGGGAGGAAGAGGAUUGGCGUGGGAACAUGGGGCUGAUGAGAAUUUCAAAGCUGCCUUAAUUUUUUAAUAGGAACUGGGUGCUCUGAUCUCCUAGGCAGCCUUGAACAUCUCAACUUUACGCAUCCGUCAUAUUGACAUUCAGGAUGAGGCAUUGAGGCAGUCAGGAAAUGUGAUGGUUGAGAAAGAAGCCAUAAUUUCCCAUGUUUCUACUGCUUUGAGCACCUCCUUUGCUUUCCAUCUGGCAGGCCUUCUAGCUUGCUGAAAUAAACCACCAUGCCCCUCCUGGGACUAGCUUUGCAGGGACACGGCAAUAGAGUUACUGGUGGCCGUGCUCCAGCUCUACACUACAAACUUGCAGCUAUCGUGCUUCCGGUGAAGACGCUCUAAGCAGACGACAGAGAGCUCUCGUGCCGGCUUAAUAAUUCCACCACCGCGAGAGGCGGCAGCCAUCCCUGUCUACACGGGGGGUUGUCAGUAUAACCACGUUGCUCAGGACUGUGGAUUUUUCACAUCCCUGAGUGGUGACGUUAUACCAAAGUAAGCGUGUAGUGUAGACCUGGCCUAAGACCUGGGUUUGCAAAGGAGUCUCAGGGCAUGGGUACACUUGCAGUUGUAGAAACCCGCCUUCGGAGACUGCAGCAGGGAAAACGCUGCCGAGUGUUUACACUCUCAGGUGGAAGCGCACUGGCAUGGCCACAUUAGCAACUCUUGCAACGCCACAGAGAGCAGUGCAUUGUGGAAGCUAUCCCAGCAUGCAAGUGGCUGCAACGUGCUUUUCAAAAGG
Messenger RNA from Caretta caretta (loggerhead turtle), 2545 nucleotides. RefSeq names its product neurturin (gene NRTN). Lineage: Eukaryota; Metazoa; Chordata; Testudines; Cheloniidae. The record is from RefSeq and is a predicted model, not a curated record. Gene Ontology annotation, molecular function: glial cell-derived neurotrophic factor receptor binding; receptor tyrosine kinase binding; growth factor activity.